Punica granatum (pomegranate) is the source of this 1476-nucleotide messenger RNA. NCBI's taxonomy places the organism in Eukaryota, Viridiplantae, Streptophyta, Magnoliopsida, Myrtales, Lythraceae. The record is from RefSeq and is a predicted model, not a curated record.
AUGUAUAUAUUUGAUGCAACAGAAUGUACAGCGAGCUCAUAUCGACUACCAUUGCUGGCGGAGGCCAAUUUAUCUCCAAUUCAUCCUUUGUAAAACUUUUAAGGCAACGUUUGUUUCUUCUCUUCCAGAUCCAACCUUUUGAGCCAUGCAAGUUGAUUUCCUUUUUCUUUUUUCCCUCCCCGCUUGGGAGCAGAUCUGUUAAGAGGGAGACUCUGAAGCUUAUUGAGACAUCUUUGGACGAAGCGGCAAAUUGGAACAACAGUUUGUGCCCCCGAUGAUGGAUCUUAUUCUUGGUGACUAUUUGAGGAAUGUGCCGGAUGCGAGAGAAUAGGAAGUUCUCUCAUGUUUUCUUUGCUGAACCACUGGAUGCUAAUUUUCUUUAAAUGCUUGGGAUGAUAAAUUUAGUUUGCGUGUUUACGUUGCGUUUGAUGUUUCAAUUAGUUUUCUGAAAUCUUAGAUGAAGUAAGAAAUUGCAAACAAAUGGUUAGACGGGUUUUACUGUGGUGAUGCUUUGCAUUUAUAGAUCUGCGUAUCGUGGCGCUUCAGCUCUUCGAAUUUGUGAGUUCCAACUUUUGACUUCUUUCCCUUUGGCGAUAUUAUAGGUAUAAGGCUGUGAUGAUAGAGGAUGUGCCUCUCAUAUUUGGAGCAGUAUUUCAGUGCACCUUGAAGAUGAUCACAAAGAACUUCGAAGAUCACCCUGAGCACCGGCUGAAGUUCUUCUCUUUACUCCGAGCCAUUGCUGCUCACUGUUUCCCUGCUCUGAUUGGAUUGUCAAGUCAGCAAAUCAAGCUUGUUAUGGAUUCCAUUAUUUGGGCUUUCCGGCAUACAGAGCAAAAUAUUGCCGAAACAGGGCUCAACUUGCUGCUGGCGAUCCUAAAGAACUUUCAGGAAAGAUUUUUGGGCAUGCCUUUAAGGGAGACAUUACUAAGGUUUUAUAUUAGCAUAUGUUACUAUCUACUGGGAAGUUCUCGUAGCAAAUAGUUCUUAUAGCAAUAGUAACGUACUUGAUGAACUUGUGCUAUGUGGGAUGCUUAUGACACUUCUUGUUGUUUGGCCUGACUUCAGAGUUUUGUAAUCAGUUCUACCGGACAUAUUAUUUGACGAUAGAGCAGGAAAUCUUUGCGGUUUUAACGGAUACGUUCCAUAAAUCUGGGUUCAAAUUACAUGUUUUAGUGCUGCAACACCUAUUUUGCCUUGUGGAAAGAGGUGCUUUGACAGAGCCUCUGGGGGAUUCCUCCUCGUCCACUGUUCCUCAUCCAUAUCCAAAUAAUGCGAUGUUUGUCAGUGAGUACACCAUCAAGCUGUUGGGAACGUCAUUCCCCAACUUGAGCCCAGCAGAGCAGAGGUUGGUGAACAUCACGAAGGCCUUUUCGAAUGGACGUGGACUAAUUUUGAAUGGAAUUUCAGGUUACUCAAUCUGUGAAUGGGCUCUUUGAAUCGAGGAAUGACCUCUCCACAUUUAAGAAUCACAUAAGG